This is a messenger RNA of Cynoglossus semilaevis (tongue sole), 3587 nucleotides long. RefSeq names its product pleckstrin homology domain containing, family G (with RhoGef domain) member 7 (gene plekhg7). The record is from RefSeq and is a predicted model, not a curated record. Gene Ontology annotation, biological process: Rho protein signal transduction. NCBI's taxonomy places the organism in Eukaryota, Metazoa, Chordata, Actinopteri, Pleuronectiformes, Cynoglossidae. Gene Ontology annotation, molecular function: guanyl-nucleotide exchange factor activity. The transcript has 17 exons. Bases 550 to 2724 code for a protein of 724 amino acids.
CAGAGUUUUAAAACUUUAACGAGUGCUAGUGUGUUUUGUGCUCAGUGUUGACUUUCGUACUGCUCAUAUUGGUCUUAACACGAGAGUAAAGCAGGUGUAAACUCCUUUAUUUUCCGACCUCCUGACUGUGCGAACGGGGCUGCACACUGCCACACUCAGUUGAAGUUUUCUGCAACACACACCGUGAUGAGCUUCAGUGAAAAAGUCGCAAAGUCUGGAGAGGUUCCAUUGUUUGUCUUUGAGAGACAAGAACGUGUUGAAGGUUGAGUUUUGACGAAUCUUCAGUUUUUUCUCUUUGUUUUUUAAUUUCGGUGAACAUGUUGCCAACGGUUAUUUUUGGUUAUAGACCACCUCCAUGGUGCUGGUCACUGAACCUUUGACUCCGCUUUUUUCGUUGUUGAGACGUGAAUGGUGUGAAGUGUUGGAAUGCAGUGGGAUUAUCACCUGACCUUCACUGAGAGGACAUGAACCGAUCAGCCUGUUGAAUGAAACUCUCUUUUUUUCUUCUUCUUCUGAUCUUUGCGGCAGUACAAUGCCUUUUGGUUUAUUAUGUCUACACUGAAGCACGUCUAUCUGCAGGACAAACACGGGGACGUUGAAAAGAAACAGGACUGGGACUACAUCGAAUGGGCCGAAAAUGAAGUUCUCAACACGAGAAUGGUGGACGCACAGACACAAACGGACUCAAGGUCUGUUGAGCACAAGGAAAGUCAGACCAGCAACCUUGUCGUGAUGCGUAUAGACCUUACACGGACGCACUCCAAGCUGAGGCAUUUGUCUCUGCUAGAUGAUGACAAUUUAGUAGCACCGGCGUUCCAGUUCAAUCGACAGGCCCCCGGCCGGAUCUCUACAUCCCCUACUCUGAGGAGGAUGAGGAGUACCAGGUGUUCUCUGGUGGAACCUCCAGGUUCGUUGAGGAUAAGCAAACAGGAGGACUUCUCCUCCGCAUGCUCACCAUCUACCAAAAGCACAGUUUACCCGGUACGCAGAGUCAAGUCUCCUCUCGCAGCGAACGCUCUCUCUGACGGGGAGCUCUAUUCUGAUCGUCAGCCUCAUUCGUCAUGUGGUCGACAGAGAACCAGAUCAAAGACUAUUGAAAAUGGCGUUACGUCACCAAAAAAAGAAUGUCAAAGUGCUCAUCCGGUUCUCACUAAAGAAUUUCAGUUUGCAGAUGAAUCAGUGGAGGAGAAAGACCACUCCUCUUCAAGGCUCCAGGAGAGACGACGCAGUUCUGUGGUCGUCAGUUUACCAGGAUUAGAUGUUUCACCAGGAGACCUGUUUGUAUCCAACGGAGUUGCCGAUAACAAAAAGACAAAGUGGCCUUUUUCACGGCGGAGUACGACUAAAGGGAAGUUGCAAACAGGUGCGGUGUCCAAUAUUGAAAAAUGUCUCUCAGCAGUGCAGAUUCAAGACUGGAGGAACAAUGACUUUCAGAAGUAUAAGGAAUACUCUGUGGCCGAGUUCCUGCGGGACCAGUCCUUCCAGGUGAGUGCCACCUCUCCUCCUCAGGGCUUUAAGAGCCAUGAAGCCAUCUGGGAGCUCUUCACCAGUGAGUGUGUCUACUUCCUGGAUCAGCUUAUGGUUCUCAAAGAGGUGUUUUUUGCUACACUCACAAACCUCCAGACAAAAAGUUCCUUGAUGGACAUCGACACCUGGAGGCUAUUUGCAAACCUGAAUGAGCUUUGCCUGGUGAGCUUUGGUUUUCUGAAAAACCUACUGCGCGUCAUUAAAGACACAUUGGAGGUUGCACAGGAUGGUGGGUCCGCCCUGCUGGAGCUGCUGAGCAAGGCUUUUCAGGAGAGCAUUUGUCACUGCCUUCAAAAGUACUGCCUCAACUAUUCCACUGCUGUGCUUUAUCUGGACAGCUUGAAGCCCAGAGAGGACUUUGGAUCUUACAUCAAGUGGUGUGAGCGGAACGAACAGUGCCGGCGGCUGCAGCUGCGUGACCUGUUGGUUGCACCUUUACAAAGGCUAACACGAUACCCACUGCUGUUGCGAAAUAUUGCAAAGAAAAGCCAGAUGGAGGAUGACAGCAGAGGCUAUCAGGCCAUAGCGGAGGUGGUGGACACAUCGAUAUGUGACUUAGAGGGAAAGGUCAAAUGGUUGGAAAACUACCAGAAGGUGAAGCGGCUUCGAGAUGCUCUGGUGUGGCUUCCAGUGUGGGAGAGAGACAAGCGCUCCUUCAUCCCUGAGAACCUGAAGCGUCUUCUGAAGACCGUCACUCUGGAGAAUCUUAUUUCCCACAGAAGUCUGCUGCAUGAUGGGAAACUGGUGCUGACAGAGAACGCUAAACUGGUCGAUGUUUACCUUUUCCUGUUCGAUGAAUUCCUGUUGAUCACCAAGAUCAAGAGGAACAAGAAGAGAUCUGUUGGUCCAGACCAGAAUCCUCUGAAGCUGCCCCACAACCCGGAGCUGGAUCAGCUGCUGAAGGAGGGAUGUACCUUCACCGUGCUCGACCAGCCUGUUUCUCUGGACCGACUCCAGCUCAAGAACAUCGAUCAGCUCAACGCCUCAACAUCAGGGCUUCCCCACUCUUUCAUAAUCAUGCACCAGAUCCGCUACCAGCAGUGUGUCGGAGCGUUCAUCUUCCAGGCUGCAUCGGAGUCCGUCAAGAAAGUUUGGAUGUCAAACAUAGAGGGCGCCGUCAUGACACUACUGAAGCAACAGUCUGAGCAGCCGCGGCUCAGGACCGCCUCACUGUGGCUGGAGUCUUCACAGAUAUGAGAGAACACAAACGAAGAAGCGGCUCCUCACCUGGAGGCUUUUAAAACUGACUCUGGAGCUGCUCUAGGAUUUAAACUCGGUGUUUACCUCCGUUGGCAGCUGCUACUUGUGUUUGUAAAUGCAGUGAUUAGUAAACAAACAGGUUUUGAACACUAUUUCAGGUUUUAGUCACCGUGUUGGCCUGAGGAACACGUUCACUAACAGAUGUGACAUGGAGAGAGCACAAGCGACAUGACGUCAUCAUGCAUGGUAACCAGCACUAACAGGAAGCCGACCACAGCUGUGUUGUCAAGUCCAACACAAAUGAUCCACGUAGUUUUCACUGUUGCCAUGGUUUCACAUCCACAAGUGUUGUAUAUAUUUAUUUUUGUUUUCUUUCAUUACAAACAUUUACAAAGAGAAUUAUGACUUUUUAAAUCAAGAAGCAUUUUGACAUGAGUACAUGAAACUGGAAAGGCUGAAUAGAACCGGUGGUUCUACAGCCGUGGUUUGAGUUCUGACAGAGACGCCAAGAUUAGAGUUAAGGUGCAAAUCAUCUCCACAGAUGUGGGUAAUAGUCAACUUCAACUGUGAGUGAAAUGUAGGCCGUUUAUACAAUACAGGUGGUGUCUAAGGUUCAGAAAGAGUGCUUUUCCCGUUUCCAAUCUGAGGUAGACAGAACAAAACUGAUGAAACGUUGAAAGGAAAACAGCCGUUUGACAGUUUGUAGCAGACGUGGAAAAGCGUAAAGGGCUAAUUUGGACGAGCCUGACCGCUUGUCACCAUGUCAGAUCUGCGGUUACAGCUUUCAGUGUUAUGUCAUCUCUUUCUGCCAGAGUUGGAGCAAUUGCACUAAAGAUCACACCAACAUGUGUGUCAUAAAA